Messenger RNA from Plectropomus leopardus (leopard coralgrouper), 1236 nucleotides. The record is from RefSeq and is a predicted model, not a curated record. Lineage: Eukaryota; Metazoa; Chordata; Actinopteri; Perciformes; Serranidae.
ACCAUCUGCUUUAAUGUUUAAAUGAGGACAUGGAUGCCGCUGGUUUAUUGAAUUCUCCUGACGUAUUAGUUGGUGAUUUUCUUUGAGACAAAGCGAUGAACACGGUAACACGUCUGAGAACAAAUCACUGAUGUGUUGCACACGGGGUUUCUAGCUGAGGAAGAUUUGCAGCCGGCAGAGUCAUCACAUAUCUGAUCGCUGAGUGUUAAUUCGGAAAACUUUGUAUCUUAAAUCUGUGGUUGUUGUUUUUUCUGAUGUUGAGGCAGCAGAUGAAGAACAUCAGUGUGACAGAGAUCAACAGAGAUAUUUAUCAGGCAGAAAAAGCUCAGGACAAAGCCAACAACGACCUGGACACGGCCACCCGAGACAGAGACGUGGCCAAGGACCGAAUCCAAGACGUACAUUUUUCUAAUGUCUCAAACAUCGAUGAGAGACAAACUGGACAACAUUGAGACAGAGCUCAUGAAUUAUCCACCUGAAGAUCUGAAAAGUCACAUUGAAGCCCUGAAGAAGAAAACUGAACAGAACAGAGAGACAGCAAGAGACGCCCUAAAAGCUGCAGGCUCUGCUGUAGACCAGACCACCAGCACCAAACCACAGCUGGACAACGUGAUGAAGCUGUUUGAGCUCCUGAGGCAGAAAAACUCGAACCAGACAACUCAGGACGAAGCUGCACAACGACUGACGACUAUCAGGGACGAGGCGGAGACCAUGAGGAGACAUGUGGAGGACAAACUGAGACAGAUACAAGAUAUUGAGAAGAAGAUUCAGCAGCUGAUCAAAAACAAAGAAAACAAAGCAGCUGAAGUGUCCUCACUGUUGGACAUCGUGGACUCACUUCGCCGAGAAAUCUCCAAACGAGCCGAAGGGUACGCCAGCUGUACUUCAUAAACCCUACGGAGUACUACAAGUCUGCAUGAAUACUAUGAAGUACUACAGGUCCUCAUAAAUACUGCUGGGAACUACAAGUCUUCAUGAGUACUACUGACUACUUUAAGUCCAUAUAAAUACUACAGAAUACUACAGGUUCUCAUAAAUACUACAAAGUACAUUUAAACCUUUAAAGUUUGAAGAUCUUUUUAUUUUCAACAGCAUAAAUACUGUCAGAAUGAUGACUCACAUUUAAUCUAAAGUAAACAAAAUGUAUAUUCUGUGUAUUUUUAUCUUCUAAAAAUUAGAUCUGAACUUUCAGAGAUUUGUAUGUUUUCAUAUAUUUACUCAAAGUUCGAUGUUUUU